ACUCAAACUAUUUCAAUCACUCCAAUCCUCGAAUCAUUUCAAGUUUUCUUGCCAGAUUCCAAGACUUUCUGACUUGCUUUACCAUAAUCAAUGCCAAUCUCUGCAUCUCUGUAGUAGUUCAUCGCCGUCCCCGUCUAAAUGCCGCCAGUAUCAUCAUCCACACUUCCCUUUAUGAUAUUUCCAUUCCUAUGAGAAUAAAUGGUAGCGAAACACUCCUGGCUAUAUGAUUCAAAUAAGCAAGUAUUUAUUUGGGGAAACCGAAGGAUUACGGGGCGUAGAUUGGAUGGUGUGUUACCCGAAGCCAUCAGUUGACAAAAUCGUACCUUUCGACCUUGCUUUUGAUCAUAUUCCUUUUCUUUCUUCAGCGACCAUUCUUUGGUGUAUGACUUAAUAUGGCUUCCAAUACCGAUGGGACCGCAGGCGAGGUAAUUGCUGCCGGUGUUGUUUUCCCCGUCCUUUGAGCUAUCACAGUGGCCUUGAGAUUUUAUAUACGCAGCACUAGAGGCAAUAAAGUGGGCCUGGACGAUAUUUUAAUUCUUCCUGGACUGGUACGUCUAUUAUAAACCCGUUUUACUUCUGGAUGUUCGCACUUGUUCUGACUAUCGGUGACACUAGUUGAUGCUCAUUGGAAUGGGAGCAACCCUGAUCGAGGGCAAGUCACUCUAUAGCUAGCGCCUAUUACAUACAAACUCUAACCUUUGUUCCUUUCUUUCAGGUGUCAGAAAACAUGCAAUCGGAUAUCGCACCCCACCUAGCUCUGCAACUACGCCAGAAGAGGUUUUAUCAGAGAUAGACCCAAAAACGUCAAUAGUGGAACAGGUUGAAUAUGCAGUUACACUGUUGAUGAUCCUCACGUAUGGUUUCAUCAAAUGCAGCAUCGUACUCUUCUACAGACGUGUCUUUGUUGUCGAUAAUGGUAGUGCGUUCAGUAUACUUGUAUGGAUUUCAUUUGGCAUUGUCGUCGCCUGGACCAUUACUUUCUUCUUGCUCUUCCUCUUCCUCUGUGGUACACACUUUUCCGCAGCUUGGGGCUCUCGAGCAGGACUUAUCCGCUAUUGCAGCAAUAGCUUAAAAAAAGAGGAAGGGCUGUAUAUCUCAGAGUUCUUGAUCAAUAUCUUACUCGUUGUCAUGCCUAUGCCAAUGGUGGGUGACCACGUUAUAUUUCCAGGUACGGGCUUCCGAAUUAAUGUUGCUACAGAUCUGGCGCCUCCAUAUGCCCUUGGGAAGAAAGCUUGCUGUGACUGGCAUUUUCCUGCUAGCGUUCUUGUAAUUGCACCUCUUUCCUAAUUGAUCUACUUGGCCAUCUCAUUGACAUUUCUUAGGGCACUCGUGGCAUCAAUUAUACGGCUUGGGAUUGUUAUUAGUCUGACAACUGAAAGCAUCGCAACUCUCCACGUUGAUGAGAAUCGUAUGUUAGAUGUAUUCCUCCAAAGUCACAUUCCUAAUAUGCAGUCACCCUAUCCACCAUAUUUUAUUGGAGCCAAAUAGAAGCAGGUCUUGCUUUGGUAGCAUGUUGUCUCCCCACUCUGAAGCCGCUGUUUAGUGCACAAGGGAUCGCCUCAGUAGUGGCUAGCCUGCGGAGUGCCAUUUCUCUGCAGUCUCUUCAGUCUAGAACCGGCGAGUCGAACCGCUCCAGAAAAUCCAAAGAUUCAAGAAACCCAACUACAAAGGGCUCAAACGCAUACAAAAAUAUUGACGAAUCAUCUAAUACAGAACUACGAGGCGAUCACAACGCGAUUAUGGAAAUGGACAACACGGCUACACAUUCAGAUGUUGAUGGCCUACAAAGAGAUCUGGAGCCAGGAAAGAUUAGGGUCAGAAGAGAGGUGAGAGUUGCGGAUGAAUUUCCUUAUGAAUAAGUCGACCCGUUAUCUACCUCAGCCCUGCAACGUAUUACGGCUAUGUUGUGUUGUACUUUGGCACAGUUACAGGUGUACAGAUGUAUGGGUGUACGAUAGGAUAUGUUUUUUGUCCCGUGAGAGAUACGAGAGCGGUUAGUAUGAAUUUUUGUAGUAUUGCGCUAUCAUGACUAUGGUGCAAAUCACAAUGUACUAUCCGUCUGAAGGAUGGAAAACAGAGACGGCGAGAAUGAAACAUAGUGAAAAAAGUGUAGCUGGAGAGCUAGAGAUAAUGUAUCGAAACUUCACGUGGAGGAAAGAGAAUUUUC
Sclerotinia trifoliorum is the source of this 2167-nucleotide messenger RNA. The record is from the annotation of a GenBank genome assembly. Lineage: Eukaryota; Fungi; Ascomycota; Leotiomycetes; Helotiales; Sclerotiniaceae.